AUGGAGGUGACGUCGUCGGACAAACGCCACAGAACCAGGUCCAAAGGAGUCAGAGCUGCAGUGGAGGCCCUCACACAGGAGCUGUUCAGCUGUCCCACGGCGGGAUGUGACGGCAGCGGUCAUGUGAGCGGGAAAUACGCAAGACACCGAAGUGUUUACGGAUGUCCUUUGGCCAAAAAGAGGAAAGCUCUGGACAAGCAGCCGCUAGAGCCCGCCCCCAAGAGGAGCCAUUACAUCACUUCCUGUCCUGACGAAGAGGAGGAGGAGCAAUAUGGCGGCUUUGAACAGGAGGAGGCGGAAGAGCAGAGGGAGGAGUUCUCUGAGGAGGAGGUGAAAGAGGAGGAACCCAGGACAGUUGGAAUCCUGUACCGACCAAGUCCACUAGUGAACGCCGAGGACCUCACCGAACCCGGACUCCACCCAGGUUUGAGCCCCGGGGCCAGUCCCAGUCUUAGUCCAGGUCUGAACCAACUGAAACGCUCGCGUGGAGACUACGAGGACUACGACCAGCUGGUGGCCAAGUCCCUUCUGAACCUGGGCAAGAUGGCCGACUCCAUGUCUGAAUCCUCCCACAGCGAUGAAGAGGAGGAGGAAGAGCAGAGGAGAAGGCCAGGAGGAGAGAGUGAAGAAGAGGAGGACGGGAGAAGGAGGCCUGGAGGAGAGAGUGAGGAAGAGGAGGUGGAGGAGGAGGAGAGGAGGAGGCCUGGAGGAGAGAGUGAGGAAGAGGAGGAGAGACCAGGCCUGAGCGUCGACUUGAACAGUGAUGUCGUCCGAGAAACGGUCGACUCCCUGAAGCUGCUUGCUCAGGGGCAUGGGGCGAUCAUGGCGGAUGAGGGUUACCCAGAAUGCAGUGUGGUGGAGGAGGGGAAGUCUGAGGAGAGUCUGAGGAACCAGGUCUUCAGUCUGAGCGAGUCUCCGCUGCAUCUGCACAACAGCCACAGUUACGAGGAGGCUGCAGACUCAGCGGCUGACGGCUCGUACUGUGUCAUGGCGCCCCUGCUGGACGACCAGGGCAGUGCGAGUGGCUACAGCCCUGAACCUGACGAGGACACCACGUCUGUGGCCUCAGAGCGAUCGGACGACACCUACGAUAUGAGCAAAGGGAACCUGAGUCUGCUGGAGAAGGCUAUCGCUCUGGAGACGCAGAGAGAGAGGGGGGAGAGGGGGGGGAGGGGAGAGAGAGGGGAGAGGAGGAGGCACGAGAGACACGAGAGACAUGAGAGACAUGAGAGGCACGAGAGACACGACCGCCACGCCAGCAUGCGGAGGAGCUACUACGGCAGAGAGUUUUCUCGUGGAGAGAAGAAGGAAAGCAAGUGUCCAACCCCCGGCUGUGACGGGACAGGUCAUGUGACCGGACUAUACCCACAUCACCGCAGUCUGUCCGGGUGUCCCCACAAGGACCGGGUCCCUCCAGAGAUCUCUCUGUCAGUCCCUGUGUCAGUCCCUCUGUCCCUGUGUCAGUCUCUCUGUCAGUCCCUGUGUCAGUCCCUCUGUUCCUCUGUCCCUGUGUCAGUCCCUCUGUCCCUGUGCCAGUCUCUCUGUCAGUCCCUGUGUCAGUCCCUCUGUUCCUCUGUCCCUGUGUCAGUCCCUCUGUUCCUCUGUCCCUGUGUCAGUCCCUCUGUCCCUGUGUCAGUCCCUCUGUCCCUCUGUCCCUGUGUCAGUCCCUCUGUCCCUGUGUCAGUCCCUCUGUCCCUGUGUCAGUCCCUCUGUUCCUCUGUCCCUGUGUCAGUCCCUCUGUUCCUCUGUCCCUGUGUCAGUCCCUCUGUCCCUCUGUCCCUGUGUCAGUCCCUCUGUUCCUCUGUCCCUGUGUCAGUCCCUCUGUCCCUGUGUCAGUCCCUCUAUUCCUCUGUCCCUGUGUCAGUCCCUCUGUCCCUGUGUCAGUCCCUCUGUUCCUCUGUCCCUGCGUCAGUCCCUCUGUUCCUCUGCCCUGUGUCAGUUCCUGGUCCAUGUGGUUACUGA
This is a messenger RNA of Knipowitschia caucasica, 1962 nucleotides long. The record is from the annotation of a GenBank genome assembly. Lineage: Eukaryota; Metazoa; Chordata; Actinopteri; Gobiiformes; Gobiidae.